AUGCCAUCAAAGGUUCUCAGUGGUCAAGGAUCUCAAGGAUCCGGCCACGCACGGAUAGAAUUUAUCCACGCGCUGACUACCCCUAUUGUGACAACAAAGGAUGCUUUCGACGUUAUGUUUCAAUGUAAACUAUGUGAAAAAUCUUAUCAGAGGAAAACUCAUUUAAUUCGCCAUGAAGCGACCCGUAAGGCUGACCACCUCCCAGAUACACGGCAGCUUUCUUCCAGCUGCCCUUUGUGCAACAAAUCAUUUCUAAAGCCGUGUGUAAAGUACCUUGCCAUAAAUAAUGACAAUUACUUAUGUUUCGAAAGUGAGGUGACACGAAGACAUAUCAAAACCUGUGCAAAAAAGCUCAACCAACCUGCGCCUCCUGCAGCCAAGCCAGGUAGGAAAAGGCAUUCCUGUGAGUUGUGCUUCUUUGCCAGGGCAUCUUGUGAUAGGAGUCAACCAUGCUCUCGCUGUCGGUCGCUUGGGCGACAAUGUACUUUUGUGGCCCAGGAGAUUCCUUCUCGGGAUCCCAGUUGUUCCACAGUAGCCGCACUCCCGGCUUCUAUAACCGCAUCCCGAGUCACAUCUAGAGACAGUGGAUCAUUCUCUUUCCUCCAACAUUUCGCCAAUCCGUCUUUCCAAAGGGACAGGCUAGCAAUCGGGGAGACUGCAAAGAGUUCUGUUCGGAGAAACCUUGAAACACUCAAUUCCCAUAUCGAAGAUGCCCUCGUUCCUACUGAUCCCACGUCAGCUUUUGAUAAUGACUUCCAACUUACAAGUUUCCCUUUCCAAACACCAUCUACUCUCCCCCCUUUUACGGAUGACUAUCUACUUCAAUUCACCCCUGAUACACUCUUCCCUUCAAAGCUUUCCAACCAACUAUCCGAGAUUAUGACAGAAUUGGUCGAAACUUCAAAGUCAAUGGGUCUUGGAAGCACAGAAAUGCUAAGCCCGCUUGAUUUCAUGGAAUUGUCUACUUUUUUGGGGGUUUCUAACAUCUCUGCUUCUAUCUCUGCGUUCUUCCACUCUCUUCACUGGCAUUUACCCGUGGUGCAUUUCCCAACCUUCGACCCGGGAAACAUCUCAAAUCCUCUUUUACUGUCCAUCUUUUUAUCCGGUGCCACAUAUACUAUUCCAUUGGAUGGAGGAGCUCUGCCAUCUGGUCUCUUCGAUGUCGCGGAAGAAUAUAUCUUUCGGAAAAUUGCGGAUCUGUCUACACUCGCUUCACCGAAAGACCAGUCGCAUCGAUUGUCAACCGUACAGUUGCUACAGAGCGCUCUCAUUAUUGAGAUGCUUCAAUUUGGACAAGACAAUAUGCAAACAAGACGUCGCAUUCGUAUCGUCCGACAUCCAUGCUUAGUAUCCACCAUACGAUCCUUAGGGAUUUUUCAGCUCAAGCGAGGAACAGCUCCUACUGUUUGUGAUGAGAGAACUUGGAUAAAUUUGGUGGCAGAUGAAGUGUGCAUACGAAUUGCUUGUUGGGCUUUUCUAGCGGAUGGAUUCCUCACAGUCUGCUUCAAAAACCACCCAUCCAUAUCGGUCUUUGAAUUGGACUGUCAUUUCCCCUGGAGUGCCGGGUUAUGGGAAGCCGAAAGCGCAUCUUCUUUCAGCAGAAUUGCCAUGUCGCACUCGACCGAGCUCCCUCUUCCACCCCUGAAAGAUGUGAUCACAGAAUUACUUGAAACUCCUCUAAGUAAAGACCCAAUACCAUGGAGUCUUUCAGUAUCAGUGGAGCAUCUCCUGAUUCUGAUUUAUGCUAUUAACUCCCUCGCAUUCCAGGCGAGAGCAGGCUUGUUAAAAUACCUAUCACUCGAUAGAAUACGCUGUGCGUCUGGUAAUUGGAGACGCAUCUGGGAUUCUGUUAUCGGCCUCCUGGACAAGGAUCAAUUACUUCACCUUGGGUAUCCGAAACACGCCCAGGAGCUUUGGUGGUUGUUGAAUGCCACGCUGGAUGCUACCGGCAGAUCCGAUGUCAGCCUGCGGUAUAUGGAUAACAAUGCUACCGAUGACUUGGGAAAUUUGAAUGAAUUCAUUCAAUGGUGUCACCAAAGUCUACCAUAG
Penicillium vulpinum is the source of this 2049-nucleotide messenger RNA. RefSeq names its product Zn(II)2Cys6 transcription factor. Bases 1 to 2049 code for a protein of 682 amino acids. The transcript has 5 exons. The record is from RefSeq and is a predicted model, not a curated record. Gene Ontology annotation, cellular component: chromatin. Gene Ontology annotation, biological process: regulation of transcription by RNA polymerase II; DNA-templated transcription. Gene Ontology annotation, molecular function: DNA-binding transcription factor activity, RNA polymerase II-specific; zinc ion binding; RNA polymerase II cis-regulatory region sequence-specific DNA binding. Lineage: Eukaryota; Fungi; Ascomycota; Eurotiomycetes; Eurotiales; Aspergillaceae.